CAUCUAUGAACCGCGUUGUCUUAACUCCUCUACGCUAUACUUGAAGCUUACGAAAGGAUGAUAGUGCUUCUCAGAGUUGAAUUUCGGGCUCAAUGCUCAAUCAUAGUUUUAUUUUUGGUGACGGUGAUAACUCUUAGUCGAUGGCAAGACUAUGUCAUCAGCUAUCACGGCGUUCCUAAGUUGAUAAAAGUAUUGGCUAAUACAUAUGCGUUGCAUCAUUCCUCACGAAGUAUUUUUCAAGUGACGUGACCUCUCGCUGAUUCUUUCUAUAGCGCUCCAAACGCUGAAAGAAAUAAUUAGAAACAAAUGUGACUUUGAAUUUGAGAUGGUUUGUUCCGUUUGUUGUGAAAAUACACAUAUACCUCUUUGAAUAUCCACUUAAUUUACACCUUUUUAGGUUUUUCUUCAACCUCGCACUUCAUUGAAGAUUUUGAUCAUUCAAAACACACGAGCAUAAAAGACGAUUUUUUCCAGCUUCAGGGACGAAGAUAAAAAUGUACAUAUGCACUAGGGUUCCACAUUAUGUUUUCAUCCUUAAUUUUGGAAUCUCACUUAUAUCUGCCGUCACAAAAGAAGUAAAACAACAACUCACACAACAUCGCAUUCUACCAGAUGUCAUAGAAGUGUUUCCAACAUCAGUUAUUCACGUCGAAUAUGAACAGCAAGCAUUGAAAAUUGCUGAGUUAUUGAAAUUAGAUCAAGUCAAAACUAAACCGUCCGUCUCUUGGCCAGCAGCCCCGGAUGCUCUGUACACACUGAUAAUGACAGAUGCUGAUUAUCCUGCGCCUAGUGCACCAAGCAGAACCGAAUUUCUUCAUUGGAUGAUUAUAAACAUGGAAGGCUCAACGUUGGACGUUUCAAAUGCUGAAACAACAGUAGAAUACUUGGCACCCUUGGCAAACUCAACACCAGGAUGUCACCGAUACGUUUUCACAGCAUAUAGACAAGGGAGCGAGGAGAUACUCGAUGACUUUCCGCUUCUCGACACAAAAGCCGUCGCUAAGAGAGCCAAUUUCAGCACUAUUGCAUUCGUUGAAGAACAUCAACUUGGUUACCCCGUUGCAGUGAAUUUUUAUAAAGUUGACUUUAAUAAAUGAUUGAAA
Messenger RNA from Bemisia tabaci, 1103 nucleotides. Lineage: Eukaryota; Metazoa; Arthropoda; Insecta; Hemiptera; Aleyrodidae. The record is from RefSeq and is a predicted model, not a curated record.